Molecule: messenger RNA, 7588 nt
Organism: Thecamonas trahens ATCC 50062
Lineage: Eukaryota; Apusomonadida; Apusomonadidae
Product: sensor protein
Exons: 5
Coding region: 116-7588 (2490 amino acids)
Biological process (GO): phosphorelay signal transduction system
Molecular function (GO): phosphorelay sensor kinase activity
Source: RefSeq, a predicted model, not a curated record
GAGCCUGGCGGGCAGAGACUAUACAUAGUCCCGCUACUACUUGCCCCUCAAGCACUACACCUGUUGUUGCGUUCAAGCCUUCCGCUGGUGUCGGUCCAUCGCAACGACGACGGCUAUGCGCGACUCGCCGCCUUUCGCCAGCGAGCAGUCGCCAGACGCCACAUCGUUCCGCAAGUCAGACAAGAGCCGAACCUCGUCAACAGCGCGUCCGUCAAAGCCAUGGCCGUCUGCGAGGUCAGUGACGCCUGGGCGACUGCGGUUCACGUCGACGGCACAGAUGCUCCAGUCGAGCUCAGGCGCACAUGGCGGAGAGCCGCGACUCGACCGUCAUCGAUACUCCUCGUCACGAAGUGGUAGGACGGCUGCAAUGCCGUCCAAGACCUCACCGAACACUUCGGUGGCCAGCAUCCGAUCGGGCGCCUCGUCGUUUGCCCGCCUUCCACGCGGGCUCUCAGUCUACUCGAUCCGCGAUGACGCCGUUGCGGGAACAGCCACAAGUGCAAGCACGCCACCGGCCCUGACACCCUCGGCCUCACGCGUCUGUGCAUCAAAGAGUGGCUCCAUCUCUUGCAUGUUUGAAGACAAGCGCAAGUCCUGGUCGACGCGCCGGGGCUCGCUCUCGGCGUCAUUCCACUCAUUAGAUCGCAUCCGCGUUCAGCUCGGCGAGUCGGCAGCCAAGGUCAGCGCCGAGCGCGACACCGCUGCCUCGGCCGCCAAGUACCUCAGCAUGCUCCGUAAGCUCGACAACAAGCCGUCGCAGUUUCUCUUCCGCAAGCUCUUCUCCUACAGCCCGCCAUCGCUCAACAAUCUGACCUCAACAGAGUGGCUCGGCUCGCUCGAGGCCAUGAAGCUCCAGAUCGUCACUGUUGUCUGGGUCAUACUCAUAGCCAUGCUUGUCGUUCCCGUCAUCGUCCGCCCAGCUUGGCUCUCUGCAGAGCCGUCCGACAUCAAGUCGAUCGGCUGGCUCGCUGCCGCGCCGGCAUGGCUCGCUGGUCGCGCUCUCUUCUCCAUCUCGCUCCUCACCGCCAUGCUUGCCACCUCCGACUCGGCCGCUUCCUCGGCAACCGCACUCAUCUACGCCAUCGAGCUCAUCUGCGUCUGUGGCUCGUUUGUCCAGGGCGGAGUCGCUCACAUUGUCUGGUCGCCGCUCAUUCUCACCCCACUCAUCGCCACCCUCUGCCUCUCCUGGAUUCGCAUCAUAAUGACUGGCCUUCAAACGAUCGCCGUCAUCUGGCUCGCCGCUACCGUCGAGUUUGCUCUCGCCUGGGCCAACAUCUGGCAUGCCCCGUUCCUUGACCACUCGUCGCCCGCCCUAGGUCCGUGGUCCGUCGCCGCGCACGCCUCUGCGUGCGCCAUUCAGGGCACCGUCGUCAUCGUCGUCAUCGUCGUCUUUGGCUGCCUCCUCGGCUUCUUCUCCGAGACAUACCAGCGCAUUGCGCUCACUACCUCGUUCAACUCCUCGCAGCUCGCGGCAUGCACCGGUGGCAUCGUCACCAUGCUUGAUACCUCGUUUACCAUCGUCUCGUGGAACUCGGCUGCCGCAGACCUCACAUGUGUGUCUGCCGCCGACGCUGUCGGCAACGCCUUCACCCGCAUCUUUCGCGUUUUUGAGCCAAAAGUCCACGAUGGUAACGUCACCGGCCUCAUCAUUCCCCAGGCCAAGUUUUCCCAGUCAACUUCGGCUGUUCUGGAUCAGGUCGAAGGCACGAGUGCGCCGCUGUCCUCGGCCUCGGCCUCAUGGCAUGAUGACGACAGGUCGAUCUUCGACUCGCCACCACUGUCCGAGCCCCAACGCUCAGAGCUGACUAAUCUGCUUCGCGCCCGUGGCCAGGACCUCACUCUUGCCAACAUCCUCAACCUUGCGCUCGUUGACAACCUGCAAAUCGUCGGUCUCGUUGUGGAGCAGACCGCGUGGCGGCCCGCCGGUCGCCAAUCGGCGCACAACACGCCUACUGCCAAGAGCAUUUCGCUCGCUUCGUGUACCACCGGCGCUAACUCGGCGCUCGAACCUGCCUGUACCAUUGUCCUCAACAUCACGCCGCGUUUUGGUACGGAUGGGCACGUCGACGGCCUCUUUUGCGUCGGCGUCGACAUCACCGAUCGAGUCCAAGUCCAGCUCGACAUCCUCGCAGCCCAGCACUUUGCCGAAGCCGUUAUCGAGUCGGUCCCCAUUCCGCUCGCCGUCGUCUCGGCUGACAACCUUGACCGCAUGUGUGUCAUUUCAGUCAACCGCGCGUUUGAGCGUUUCUUCUCGAACGACUAUCAGUCAGGUUGCAUGACUUCCGACUAUGAAGGGACAAUGUCGUCGUCGGCCUCAUCGUCGUCAUCACUGUCGUCGCCGCGGUCAGCGUCAACGUCGAGGUCGCGGUCGCGAUUGCGAUCGUCCGGAACCGCAUCACACUCAUCGCUCGCUUCCGGAUCGGUCGCUCCGCGCGGGCCUGACCUUUUUCUCAUCAAGCCCUCUUCUGCAGACAUCCGCAUGACCCCGUUGCCCUGCAGAGAGCUCGGUAGCGGAAGCUUGGCCCGCUCGUCCGCCCCGCACUCGGGGCGCUCCUCCCACAGCAGCCGCCUAUCGGCUCUCUCCGGUGCGCGCCGGGCAUCGCCUGGUGCAGCGAGCUCGACGGCGUCGACAUCUCCGCCAAUCUCGCCACCGCGCGCCCGCCUCUCAAUCCAUCCUGACGCCUGCUCCUCCCGGUCCGAAUCCUCGCUUGGCCUCACUGUCGAUGUCAACGACACCGACUCGUUGGUUGCAUGUGGAAACACGCCUUCGCUCGAGCGCUCGCGCUCGCUGGGCGAAGCUGCCAUCAUGGCCGCCGCCCGCAAGAAGACUCAGCCACGGGCCGACUCGCUCGACCCGCAGGUGGUGAAAGCGCUCUACCGUGGGUCGACACGAAAAUACUCGCUCGCGUCCAAGCUUCCCAAGCGCGCAAUGUCGCAUGCUCGAAAAGUCUCGGUUUCGCCAUCUUCCUCUCCCUCGCCGAGCACAGACGUGAGCUCCCCGACGAGCCCGCACAGCUCCGCAAGGCCGGCAAGCGGCUUACAAGCCGCCUCGUUGAGAUCGUCGUCGUCCGCUGCACGCACCAGCACCAUCGAGCGCGGCGUUCUCUCCCCCAUGGUCUUGCAGGACAUGGCUGUCUCCGGCGGCGUCCUAUCCUCGUUUCUCCAUAGCCACUCGCCACCUGUCGCUGGGGAUGCCUCGCCCAAUCUGGCGAGUCCUGAGCCAACAUCGACACUCGCCACCGUUGCCCUCACUGCCCGUCGUGAGCACAAGCGCCGUAGCCGCCAUCGCUCAUCGCGUCAGCGCCGCAGCCGUCGCUCCUCACUCACACUCGAUGCCGCUCAACGCGUCCCAGGCGUCCCCGGAACCGACGCACCCGUCGCCUUGCCUCGUAUCUCUGCCACUGCACUGCAGCGUGGCUCGCGCGCUGCACGAAGCUCGCACUCCCGCCGUUCCAACUUGGACAACUCAAGUGGUACCCUUGACUCGUUCUCAUACUCUACCACGGUCUAUCUCAAUGAUUCAUCACUUGUGAGUGCGUACUCGCGUCGCCGCUACACUUCAUACGGCGAGUCGGACGUAGUCUCCUUCAAGCGCCACGCGUCGAGCGGCAGGAGCGAAAGCUCAACAUCGUCAUCGACGUCGUCAUCAUCUUCGCCAACAUCAUCGCCGUCAGCGGCAGAGCGGUUCCGGAAUGCUACCGCUUCCCCUCCUUCUGCCAGCGAGCUACGCCACGUCGUCGACUCGUCACUUCAGCUGGAUCGUUCUGGAAAGAGCAGUGCCACCGCCAGCAGGUCGAGUGUCUGUGCUGCAUCUGUCCCAUCGCCGUCGGUCAACAUUCCGCUGCUCUUUGCCGAGACUGCCACUCCCAUGUCGCUCUUGACGAGUGCGGACUUGCCACCGCAUGCCCCUGCCUCGAGUGCCACAUCGGCACCAGCCAUACAGUCACCAGCGGCAACGCGCGCGACUGGCCAUGUCACGCCUCGUUCCCACAUGCGCCGAAUCUAUGGUCAGGCCCGUGCAGCCAUGUCGGGCGCGGCAUCGGCCGAGGAUGCGCUCGAGCAAGUCAUGAGCCUUCUCGCCGGAAAGGCCUACAGCACCGUCCAGGCUUCCCCACGCGUCUUUGCCAACGCCUCGGACUCGGAUUCGCUCUUCUCCCUCUCGUCCGUCUCUACUCCUCGCGCCACUGUUGCCUCUCGUGACAAGCCCCUGCGCGACAUCGCUCGCGGAGCCAGCGCGGGUCGCCUCUCACGCCGAGCUUCGACUAACCUCCUCUACAGUGCCAACUCGGCUGCGUCAUCGGCCUCGGGCAUCUCCCAUAGACUCUCAACUAACCGCUCUCGCAUCCAUGGCUCAGGAUCUUCGCUCUUCUCCCGCUCUACAUCCGAGUGCUGCAUCGAAUGUGACAGUGCUAAGGUGGCUGCCUCGUCAGUGCCAGCCUCGUCGUCGUUUUGCUCCUCCUCCACGACCUCGUCCCACGGCUCAUACAUCUACGAGCCGUCAUCGCCAUCGUCAUCACUGUCGGCGUCGCCGUCGUCGUCGCCGUCACCGUCGCCACCGCCGGAUGCAAUGGCUUUACACUCGUCUCCCUCGUGUUCGGGCUCUCUCUCGUCGCAAGUCCCUCGAACCCGCCCGCUCAAGAAGAGCACUUCUCGGUCCACUCGCGUCUCGCUUGAGUCGGCCCUCUCGCAGUCGAUGUCGGUGCUGGAGGCAUCCAAGCCAGGUCGGUCGGCCAUGGCCAACAUCGAGUCGAACACAGACUCUUCAUCCUCGGGUGGUUCGGCGCAUUCGGUCGAUUCGAAGCACUCUGUGAGCGUGAAGCUUUCGGCUGGAAGUCGUUCGACAAAGAGCGUGUCGCCGUUUGAACGGCGGUGCUCGCUUUCGUCGACGUCGGGACCUGCGACGGCAACAUCGUCGGUCGGCGCCGCAUCGCGCGAGCGCCAUCUGCCGCAGCUGAACCUCGACUCGCUCGAUCCGCUCGACAGGACCGCCGGUACCGUCCGACUGCAGCAGAUGAUGGGCUCGGUUGACGACGAGGGCGUCGAUGCGCGGUGGCCGGGCUCGGUCACACUUCACGACUGCCUGCUCCGGCUGGGGGGGACUAUGCCCGAGGUCAUCGCCGCCAUCUACAGUCUCCGCGACCUCAUUGCCUCUGGCUCGGGGGACGAAGUCGAGGUCUCCAUCGGCGGUAACUACCUCUCGAUCCACUGCUCGCCGAUUGCGUCGACCGAGGCCGCUAAGGGCAACCUCUACCUCAUGUCCAUUCGUGACCUCACUCACGAGCGCCACGCCAUGGAGACCGAGCUCAAGCUGAAGAAGAGCGAGGGUGCGUCCGAGGCAACAUCCGCCUUUAUCGCCCGCCUCUCGCACGAGCUCCGCAACCCGCUCAACGGCGUUCUCGGCAACGUUCAGAUCCUGCUCGACACGGCGCUCACCCGCGAGCAGCGUGACUGCCUCGAGGCUCUUGAGUCGUCGUCGCACCUUCUCCUCACCAUCAUUCAGGACAUUCUCGACUUUUCCAAGGUCAACGCCGGUGGCGUCAUCGAGCGGACCAACAUUGCGUUUUCGCUUCGUCAGCUUGUCGAGUCUGCCGUCGAAAUGGUCAAGGGUAACGCCCAGGCCAAGUCGCUCCGCCUCGCCACCCAUGUUCCGCUCUCGAUGCCGGACCGUUUAUAUGGUGAUCCUACGCGCCUCUCGCAGAUCCUGGCCAACCUCCUCUCCAACGCCAUCAAGUUCACCCAGCGCGGCGAGGUCGUCAUCACCGUUUGCCACGAGGACGACCAGGACGACCAGCACGAGCAGGACGCCACCAAGCCGUCAGUCAACGCACGCUUUGUGGUGUCCGACGAUGAUGAUGGCUACCCUGUGUCUAGGCCGCUUUCGCGGUCGCGGCGGACGCUCGCAGCGACACCUGCCGUCGUGGGCUCGUCGUCGGCGUGCUCGUCGGCGCGCUCGUCGGCGCGCUCGUCAGCCAUCUCAUCGGCUCGCUCUUCAGCGCCGUCGGUGGCGACACCGCGUGGUGCCGGCGCGCCCACCCGUAUCCGUGUCGAGUGCACCGACACCGGCAUCGGCAUUGACGAGGACGACGUCGAAAAGCUCUUCACGCCGUUCUUCCAGGCCGACCGGGGCUCAACUCAGCCUCUCCAUCUCCAAGAAGUUUGUCAAAGAAGUUUGUCGACGCCUGGCAAGGGCACCACCUUUGGCUUUACCCUCUCGACGCUUGCCCUCAAUGAGCAGCAGGCCGACGUCGCCGAGCUCCUUGCCCACUACGGUGAUGCCAUCCCAAAGACUCGCCUCCUCGUCGUCGACGAGAACCCGCACAUCGGUGGUAUCAUUGUUGCCAUGCUGCGCGAGACCGGUAUCACUGCCGAGCUUGCCACAACCGUAGAGGAGGCGAACAAGAUCGUUCGCUUGUGGCGGCUCGACGAAUCCGGCUCAGUCUCGUCGGUAGCCUCGGCGGCGCUGUCCACCACCAGCAACGGCUUGCACUCGCGACCGCAGUUUACAUCGGCGUCGGCUGCUUCAGUCGACUCGUUUGUCACCGAGGCGUCGCAGUCCAACUUUCAGUGGUCGUCGCAGCUGCCGCAGUCCAACAGGUCGAUCAGCACUAUGGACGAGUGGGGCUGGCGGACCGGCGUCAUUCUCUCUAUCAACAUGACCGUUUUCCUCGCCUCGAUCCGCAUCUCGCGCCAUCGCCGCAUGCCGCUCCCGGUCAUCAUUGCCGCACCAACCGUCAUGGCCACCCAGAGCAUCGCCGCCGAGGACGGUGAGCGGUUCGGCUACCUGCCGCGUCCCGUCCGCCUUCGCAACCUCCUGUACGCCGUCGGCAACACGGUCAUGGGCAUCGCACCGCCGCACGCAGACGUCACCCUCAACUCGCCACUCGAGCUCGGCGGACCGAACCGCUCCCGCCCCUCGGGUACACUCGUACCGGUCGACGAAGUCAACCUCGUUGCAGACGCCAGCCUCCACGUGGUUCCCAACGACUCGCCCAAGACCUCGCACGAGACCUUGCACGAGACCCUGCCUCUGACCUCACUCGACAUCUCGCCCAAAAUCUCGCCCGAGUCCGAGACCAAGCCCGAGCCCGAGCCCGAGCCCGAGUCCGAGCCCGAGCCCGAGCCCAAGCGCCGUCCCAAGCGCCGUGUUCUCGUUGUCGAAGACUCGCUCAUCAAUCAGAAGCUCAUCGGGCGUAAUGGCCCGCAGGGCUUCUAUGCUAUCCUCAUGGACAUCUCCAUGCCGAUCAUGGACGGUUUCGAGGCAACGGGUGUCAUCCGCGCGCUCGAGGCCGGCGACGCCGAAGAGCACGCCCGCGACUGGCCGUUGCCCGAGUGGCUCAAACCCACGGGCCCGCGGCUCCACGUUCCCAUUGUGGCCAUCACCGCCUUUGCCACCGACGAGGACAAGGCAAAGUGUCUCGGCGCUGGCAUGGACGGUUUUGUGGCCAAGCCCAUCAUCAUCGCCAAGCUCAAGGCCGAGCUCGAGCGCGUUGGCGAUCUCGUCGUCACACCUCCUGCACCUGAAGACUCGGACGCUGCCGCCACAUCUGAAGCCACCACUUCUGGACUCCCCGCUUCAUCGAGCACGUAG